AUAUUAAUGUAUGUUUGCUUUUACAUCAAUGGAUUUCAUUUUUUAAUUUUAUUCUUUAGAUAAAAGAGAAAUGAUCCGUAUGCAGUCACAAAAAUUUGACUUCAACAUCAAUAUUUGGCCACAUAUAUGCUCUAAAAACAAAGAUUUGUCCCAAGCCAAUGUGAAACAAGUAAUUGGUUACCAUUUUAGCUUUCUAGUUAUUACUAUAUUUUCUAUUCAUCAUCAGGAUAAUAUUGAAUAGCUAAAAUUUGUGCUAUGCACAUCAAUAUGAUAUAAUGCAGGCAAUGCUAUCUGGGGGCAUUGAAACUACGAAUGUGACACUGACAUGGGCACUCUCAUUGCUCCUAAACAAUCGACAUGUUCUUAGAUUGGUCCAAGAAGAGCUUGAUGUCCAUGUUAGAACAGAACGAUUAGUGGAUGAGACUGUCCUCAAAGAAACUCUACGUUUAUACCCACUUGGACCACUGGCUAUACCACAUUUGUCUAUCGAAGAUUGCGUUGUUGGUGGCUACAACAUCCCGAAGUGCACACGCCUAUUAGUGAACCUAUGGAAGAUACAUCGUGAUCCUCAUGUAUGGUCCGAUCCAAACGAGUUUCGACCUGAGAGAUUCUUGACACGCCACAAGGAUGUCGAUGUUAAGGGGCAGCAUUUCGAGUUGAUACCAUUUGGCAGUGGAAGGAGAAUGUGUCGUGGAAUUUCUUUGGGGCUCCAAAUCUUGCAAAUGACACUGGCUAAUUUGAUUCAUGGGUUUGAACUUGGGACUCCUUUGGAUGAACCAGUAGAUAUGACUGAGACCUUUGGGUUAAUCAACCAUAAAGCCAACCCAUUGGAGGUCCUUCUCAUAACCCCGCGUUUGCCUACUAACCUAUAUAUAUGACAACGGGCUAUACAAUGUGAGAUAUUAGGAACUCAUGAUAAAAUGCAUAUAUGUGAACAUAUUGUAUAUGUGUUUGUGUGGGUUUAGUGCUUGAAUAUAGACCAUGGAUCUCUAUAUUCUUAUAGAUGCAUGUAUUAAUGGACCUUGUGAAAUUGAAAUAAUUUGCUUUUAUUUAUUUAUUUAUUUUUUUUGUUUC
Molecule: messenger RNA, 1074 nt
Organism: Cornus florida
Lineage: Eukaryota; Viridiplantae; Streptophyta; Magnoliopsida; Cornales; Cornaceae
Product: flavonoid-6-hydroxylase-like
Exons: 1
Coding region: 276-878 (200 amino acids)
Biological process (GO): defense response to other organism
Molecular function (GO): monooxygenase activity; oxidoreductase activity, acting on paired donors, with incorporation or reduction of molecular oxygen; heme binding
Source: RefSeq, a predicted model, not a curated record